Messenger RNA from Rhizoctonia solani, 1614 nucleotides. Its product is annotated as asparaginyl-tRNA synthetase. The transcript is spliced from 12 exons. Gene Ontology annotation, cellular component: cytosol; cytoplasm; aminoacyl-tRNA synthetase multienzyme complex. Bases 1 to 1614 code for a protein of 537 amino acids. Gene Ontology annotation, molecular function: RNA binding; ATP binding; aspartate-tRNA ligase activity. The record is from RefSeq and is a predicted model, not a curated record. NCBI's taxonomy places the organism in Eukaryota, Fungi, Basidiomycota, Agaricomycetes, Cantharellales, Ceratobasidiaceae. Gene Ontology annotation, biological process: aspartyl-tRNA aminoacylation.
AUGUCCGAGCCCCCUGCCAACACUCAGCCAGUCAAGGAUACUCCAGCUGUCGAUACGGAGCCCAUCCAAGAAUGCGCUAAAGAAAGCUGCCAAAGAAGCGAGAAAGCGAAGAAAGCCGCGGAACGUGCGGCCAAGGAGGCUGAACAGGCUGCUGCUCGUGCAGCAGCCGAUGUUGACUACUCUGAGCAAAGUUAUGGCAAAUUGCCCUUAAAUCAAAGCCAAGAACGUCCUGGUCGACUAAGAGCACAAAUCUCAACAUUCAAUGCCUCGAAGGACGGAGAGAACGUUAUCCUUCGUGCUCGUGUGCACACAAGCCGAGCCCAAGGGAGCAAGAUGGUAUUCUUCGCCCUCCGCCAGCGACAGCAUACUGUCCAAGCGCUACUAACUGUCGCCCCUGAGACCGUGUCGAAGCAAAUGGUCAAAUGGGCAGCCUCUGUCCCGCUCGAGUCUAUCGUACUUGUCGAGGGUGUGGUUAAACGCAGUCCUGAAGAGAUCAAGGGUGCGACGAUCAAAGAUGCUGAAGUUCAUAUCAGGAAGAUUCAUACCAUUUCUGAACCUGAAAUUCGACUUCCAUUCAACCUUGAGGAUGCUGAUAAAGCUCAGGACGACGAACGCGAAGUCCCGACUGUUAGCUUCGAUACACGUCUGAACAACCGUGUGCUCGACUUGAGAACUCAAACCUCACAAAGCAUCUUUGUUAUGCAAUCGGCUGUAACUGAUUUGUUCCGUCAAUCGCUGCAAGCCCAAGGCUUCAUUGAGAUUCACUCGCCCAAGCUCCAGGGCGCAGCUACUGAAAGCGGCGCCAGUGUUUUCAAAGUUGAUUACUUCAAGGGAAACGCCUUCCUGGCUCAAAGCCCCCAAUUGGCCAAGCAAAUGGCCAUCGGCGCCGAUUUUGAGCGUGUCUAUGAGAUCGGGCCAGUUUUCCGUGCCGAGAACUCGUUUACUCAUCGUCAUCUUACCGAGUUUACCGGACUUGAUCUGGAGAUGACGAUCGAAGAACAUUAUCAUGAAGUCGUAGAUGUCUUGGACAGUAUGCUUUUGCAUAUAUUCAACGGACUCAAGACUAAGUUUAGCGCCGACAUUGAAGCAGUCCGAAAGGUCUACCCAUCUACCGAAUUCACGUGGCUCGAAAAGACGCUACGCCUUCAGUGGAAGGACGCAAUCGCUUUACUACGUGAGAACGGGGUUGAAAUCGGAGACUUCGAUGAUAUCAACACCGAAACAGAAAAGUUCUUGGGAAAACUAGUGAAGGAGAAAUACAAUACUGACUAUUACAUCCUGGACAAAUUCCCACUGAUACUGAGACCCUUUUAUACAAUGCCAGACCCAGUUGAUCCAAACUAUUCCAAUUCGUACGACUUUUUCAUGCGCGGAGAAGAGAUCCUUUCUGGUGCACAACGUGUUCACGAUACCAAGAUGCUUGAAAAACGAAUGAUCGAAGUCGGGAUCAAGCCUGAAGACAUGCAAGGCUAUCUUGAUGGAUUCAGGAUGGGAAUUGCUCCUCAUGGUGGAGGAGGAAUCGGUCUUGAGCGUGUUGUGAUGUUGUUCUUGAAAUUAGGAAAUAUCCGGAAUGCUUCAUUGUUCCCUCGUGACCCUAAACGUCUAGAGCCGUAA